Messenger RNA from Puntigrus tetrazona (Sumatra barb), 865 nucleotides. Its product is annotated as melanoregulin-like. Lineage: Eukaryota; Metazoa; Chordata; Actinopteri; Cypriniformes; Cyprinidae. The record is from RefSeq and is a predicted model, not a curated record. The transcript is spliced from 4 exons. Gene Ontology annotation, biological process: melanosome transport; melanocyte differentiation. The coding region runs from base 237 to 791 and encodes 184 amino acids. Gene Ontology annotation, cellular component: melanosome.
CAAACGUCUGUCCUAGUGCACGGAGGAUGUUAGCUCUGCUAUAAGGAACAAUAAUAAUAACUAUGAAUAUGGCAUACUGAAUUUUAGGCAAUUUUUCAUUCAUUGCUCUAAAUGGGCGCCUUUUAUUCUGGCUGCUGUCCUAUUCGUGAAACUCCUGAGGAGAAAGACUGUAUAUUAAAGUAAGUGAAUUUUUUUUUCUCUUGUAGGGAUACUAUGUAUUUAAACACAGUUGUAUUAUGAAAAAUAUAAUAAAUAAUAAAGUCUCUAAAUACAGUGUUGCCUCCACAAGGUCCAGUAUGUCCAGUGGUAGUGAGCUGAAGGACAGCAGAUCUGGACCUGAGAAGGAGGGGAGGACCUGGAGCAGUACUCAAACCUCCAUCUCCACUACUGAGGGGGAAUCAGAUGUCGAAUUACAAGCAUUCAUCAAGAUGAGGAACAAAGUGGACAAAGAUACUGAGGAAUGGGAGAAACUGAACUAUGAUAUCCACACUCUGAGGUGUGCUCGUAAAGAAGUUUGUAUACGCUGGAAGAAGAUCUUGCUUCAGCUGGGUUACCAGAAGGAGGCAGAUUCCUUACUGACCGUGAACAGACAGACGGUUCUGAGUGAUUGGGAGAAUGUGGAGAAAGCCAGAGAACUUCUGCGAAUCGUGUCCGAGGAGACAGGCCUCUUCCCCCGUGGACUCAGCAGCGGUGAAAGAUACAUCUUUGUCAUGGACCGCCUGGUGUCUCUGGACAGUGCUGAGGACUUUGUGAGGUUGGCCAAAGAGAAAUAUCCAAGAAUUAAGAUGUAAAGGAAGUUUUAGGGUUUGGAAAUGUUUGGAAAUGUCUACUGCAACUGUUUUUAUCAAUAAAUUAAUUGUUGUUU